AUGUCGCACAGACCCCUGUUCCAAGGCCGCCGGCGGCUGAGCACUUUCCAGCGGCGGUCCCGCCAGAACAGCGUGUCCACGCUCGACGCCACUGCGCUUGUGGACGACAACACCUCGGAAAUGUUUUCUGGCGUGGCCUCCGGCGUCAUCCCGUCGUCCGUGUCGUCCUUCCACUACGCGCACCACUUUGCCCGGCGCCCGUCCCAAGGCGAGCCCCUGGACGACGCGCUGCCGCUCCUUGCGGCCGCCUCGCGGCCCGCGUACGGCGCCAGCGCGCCGGACUUGGACUUGCGCUCCGUGGCCUCCGCCGUCUCGGCCGUGCUGACGGAGUCUGCCCAGGGCAACUUCCGCUUCUUCACGUCCGACGAGAUCGAGGCGGCGCCAGGCGGCCUGACCCUCCAGACGCCGGCCUUUGCCGUGGACUACAACACCCACUGGGACUACCCCGUGGACAAGCUCGGCGACGCGGACGGCACGCUCCAGCCGGACGGCCGCGCCCGUCUGCCUCCUGCUGGGGGAGCCACUUUGAACGGGCCGGGGGCCUUGGACCGGCUCUCCCGGGCGUCCGGCCCUGCCGGUGACGCGGACGACGAUGCCCGCUCUGUGUACGAGGACCGGUUCCGGCGCCGCAGCUCCGUGGCCUCGAGCAAGAGUAGCGCGUCGGCCAGCGCCGCGUCCGCGCGUGCCUCCCUCGAGGAGGCCGCGUUUGUGAAGGACUACGCGCCCGUGGCCUGCUACCAGCGGUACUACUUGGCCGAGGAAGACAUCGUGGUGGGCAUCGCCGGCUACUCGGCCUGUCUCUGGAAGACCGUACUCUACUACGCGCUCUGUGUGUGCACGCUCGGCGUGGGCUACGUGGUGUUGCGCUGGCUCCCGCGCUACCGCGUCAACUUGAAGGGCACGCCGUGCCCGUUGGGACGGGCGGACUGGUGCGUCGUGGAGAACGAGUACGGGGAGUUGACCAUGGCCGAGGUGACGCGCGCGCGCUUCGGCGACCGCCUCUCGAGCUUCCUCACGGUGGCGCUGAAGCUGGAAAACGACGGCCUCGAUGCGUCCUCCGCCAAGGACCACAACCCGGUGGUGCCCUACGUGCACUCCUUCGAGUAUCGCUACCUCAAGUUCUUCUACAGCCCGGUGGACGACAUGUUCCGGACAAACUCCAACUGGUACGACUUGCACUGGCUCAGUGUCAAACACCUCCGCGAGGGCACGGCCCAGUCGCUUCAGGAGCAACGUGCGGACAUCUUCGGCAAAAACAACAUCAGCAUCCGCGAGAAGUCCGCCCUACAGCUCUUGGCCGACGAGGUCUUGCACCCGUUCUACAUCUUCCAGGUCUUCUCCAUCCUCCUCUGGCUCGCCGAUGACUACUACUACUACGCCUCGUGCAUCUUCAUCAUCUCGCUUGUCUCAAUCAUCAACACGCUUAUAGAAACAAAAACCACCAUUGCCAGGCUCAAGCAGAUGAGCUUGUUCAACUGCGACAUCCGGGUCUGGAGACACGGGUUCUGGACUCAAACCGACUCCGACAACUUGGUCCCCGGGGACGUGUUCGAGGUGGACCCCUCCUUAGCCAUCAUCCCUUGCGAUGCACUCUUGAUCAACGGCGAGUGUGUGGUGAACGAGUCUAUGUUGACGGGCGAGAGUGUUCCCGUCACGAAAUCGCCGGCCACAAACGACACGGUCCAACACCUCGCAGAAAACUUCACCAGCUCGGUAUUGACUCGCUCGUUCUUGUAUAAUGGAACCAAACUUCUCAAGAUGAAGACAUCCAAUGACGAGCCUGUACUCGCAACAGUGGUGAAAACGGGCUUCAACACCACGAAGGGCUCCUUGGUGAGAUCCAUGCUUUUCCCAAAGCCUGCAGGAUUCAAGUUCUACGAAGACUCAUUCAAGUACAUCGGCUUCAUGACUAUCGUGGCCUUUUUUGGCUUCAUUUACUCAACCUACAACUUCAUCCAGAUCGGCCUUCCCAAGCGUAUCAUGAUUUUGAGAGCUUUGGAUAUCAUCACCAUUGUUGUGCCCCCCGCAUUACCCGCCACUUUGACCAUCGGAACCUCUUUUGCAGUCACAAGGCUCAAGCAGAAACUGAUAUUUUGCAUUUCUCCUACGAGAAUCAACAUCGGCGGGAAAAUAGACGUGGCGUGUUUUGACAAGACAGGAACUUUGACCGAAGAUGGCUUGGACGUUUUGGGUGUUCAUCCCACGAAAAGUGCCGAUGGAAGAAAGGAGAUUGUGUUCGAACAUCUUAUCUCCAGUAUUGACCAAUUGUCGCAUCAACAUGCUGAAGGUCAUGAAAACAACAUCCAAAGUAAGAAUCUUCUUCUAGGAUGCAUGGCCUCUUGUCAUUCCUUGCGUUUGAUUGAUAAUGGACUCCUCGGUGACCCGUUAGAUGUCAAGAUGUUCGAAUUUACGGGAUGGAACUUCAUUGAAGAGUUUGGUGGCUUGCCUUUCCCACUUGUAUACGACAGUGUGGGGAAGGAGACUUUUGGAUACAAGAUCCUCAAGGAAUUUGAAUUUGUCGCUGCUUUGCGUAGAAUGUCAGUCCUUGUUGAAAGGAAUGGUAAUAACUACAUUUUUACCAAAGGUGCACCGGAGGUCAUGCUUGACAUUUGCGACCCCACAACAAUCCCAUCUGAGUAUGAGGAGUUGCUUCAUAAGUACACUCACGGUGGGUACAGGGUCAUCGCUUGCGCUAGUAAACCGUUGGCUAAGGGAAAACAUAAAAACCCAGACAGAUUGGAUGCCGAAAAAAAUUUGAGCUUCUCUGGUUUUAUCAUCUUUGAAAACAAGCUCAAAUCUUCUACAAAAGGAACUCUUAAACAACUACGUGACGCAAAGAUCCGAAGCGUUAUGUGUACUGGCGACAACGUCUUGACGGCUGUGAGUGUUGGAAGGGAAUGUGAGUUGAUUGAUCCACUAGUCACCCAAGUCUACAUACCCCGAUUCGCCAGCGAUGAAGAAGUUUUGAGCUCGGGAGACACGGGGCUUAUUUGGGAAGAUAUGCACAACCCGCUGAACAAAUUAGAUCCCACUUCCCUUCAAAGAGUGACGAGUGAUAUUCGUGAUGAUGUCCACGAAUACAUCUUGGCGAUCACUGGUGACAUUUUCCGUUACAUAUUGGUCGAGUUGCAAAGACCAUAUUUGACGGAUAUGCUCUUGAUGAAAUGUAACGUUUUUGCCAGAAUGUCGCCGGAUGAGAAGCAUGAACUUGUCGAGCAGCUUCGAAAGCUUGACUAUACAGUGGCAUUCUGUGGUGAUGGGGCGAACGACUGUGGUGCAUUAAAAGCAGCUGAUGUGGGAAUCUCAUUGAGCGAAGCUGAGGCAUCUGUUGCUGCGUCGUUCACGCUGAAAAUAUUCGAGAUCUCGUGUGUCUUGGAUGUGAUUCGGGAAGGACGGUCUUCAUUGGUGACGAGUUUUUCAUGUUUCAAGUACAUGUCCUUAUACUCGGCUAUUCAGUUCAUGACCGUGAGCUUGUUAUACAGGCGGGGGUCCAACCUAGGAGACUUUCAAUUCUUGUACAUUGACCUAUUCCUCAUUUUGCCACUUGCUAUCUUCAUGUCGUGGUCAAAGCCGUUUGAAAAGUUGGUGGUGAAGAGGCCAACGGCAAACUUGGUCAGUCCAAAGGUUUUGAUUCCCCUUUUGUGCCACAUCUUCAUCAUCGCAAUGUUUCAAAUUAGUGUCUGGCUAUACGUCCAAGAACAGCCAUGGUAUAUCAAGCCUGUGCCAUCUGAAACUGAUAGUGAUGUUAAGUCAUCAGACAACACUGUGUUGUUUCUUUUCACAAACAUGCAAUACAUCUUGAAUGCUGUGGUGCUCAGCACGGGUCCGCCAUACCGGGAGCCAAUUAUCAAUAACAAGCCGUUUUUAUUGAAUUUGGUUUGUGCUUUUGGGAUGUCUACGCUCUUAUUCAAAAUUGAUCAGGACACAUGGUGGGGCAACUUCAUGCAGCUUACUAACAUGUCGCUGGAGGCAUACUUUCUCAUUCUUGUUGCCGCCUUCAUGAACUUGACACUUCUGUACCAAGGUGAGCAGAGGGUGUUCCAGAAGUUUGCCUGGAUUUACAAAAGACUAUUCCAUCGUCACCGAAAGAGUAAGAAAAGCUUCAAGAAUUUGACAAACGAUUUUAGACUUACUGUGUGA
Molecule: messenger RNA, 4140 nt
Organism: Metschnikowia bicuspidata var. bicuspidata NRRL YB-4993
Lineage: Eukaryota; Fungi; Ascomycota; Pichiomycetes; Serinales; Metschnikowiaceae
Product: putative acid anhydride hydrolase
Exons: 1
Coding region: 1-4140 (1379 amino acids)
Biological process (GO): intracellular calcium ion homeostasis
Cellular component (GO): membrane
Molecular function (GO): ATP hydrolysis activity; P-type ion transporter activity; ATP binding
Source: RefSeq, a predicted model, not a curated record